GAGAUCCGCCGCGGAGUUACAGGAAUGUUGGUCCGACUCUCCGGAGUUUCCCUCUCUGGUUCCCCGAGUUCAGCCGGCCGGUGCCCCGGCUCCUUUCCUUCCUCGGGCCUUAGCCAUCCAUCAGGUCCCUCUUUCUGUCCCCGGCCGCCAUGGAGCAGCCGCCGGCGCCUAAGAGUAAGCUUAAAAUGCUGAGUGAAGACAGUUUGACAAAGCAGCCGGAAGAAGUUUUUGAUGUAUUAGAGAAGCUUGGAGAAGGGUCUUAUGGAUGUGUAUUUAAAGCAAUACAUAAGGAAUCUGGUCAAGUUGUCGCAAUUAAACAAGUACAUGUUGAGUCAGAUCUUCAGGAAAUAAUCAAAGAAAUUUCCAUAAUGCAGCAAUGUGACAGCCCAUAUGUUGUAAAGUACUAUGGCAGUUACUUUAAGAACACAGACCUCUGGAUUGUUAUGGAGUAUUGUGGAGCUGGCUCUGUCUCGGACAUAAUUAGAUUACGAAACAAGACAGUCUGCUGUACAGCUGCAUCCUUGGAAUUUCUUUUCACUGGACUCCUGGAAGACGAAAUUGCAACCAUUCUUAAAUCUACAUUGAAAGGACUAGAAUACUUGCACUUUAUGAGAAAAAUACACAGAGAUAUAAAAGCUGGAAAUAUUCUCCUCAAUACAGAAGGCCAUGCAAAAUUGGCAGAUUUUGGAGUAGCUGGUCAGUUAACCGAUACAAUGGCAAAACGCAAUACUGUGAUAGGAACUCCAUUUUGGAAGACUCCUGAGGUAAUUCAAGAAAUAUGGUAUAACUGUGUGGCUGACAUCUGGUCUCUUGGUAUUACUUCUAUAGAAAUGGCUGAAGGAAAACCUCCUUAUGCUGAUAUACAUCCAAUGAGGGCUAUUUUUAUGAUUCCCACAAAUCCACCACCAACAUUCAGGAAGCCAGAACUUUGGUCUGAUGAUUUCACCGAUUUUGUUAAAAAGUGCUUAGUGAAGAAUCCUGAGCAGAGAGCUACUGCAACACAACUUUUACAGCAUCCUUUUAUCAAGAAUGCAAAACCUGUAUCAAUAUUAAGAGACCUGAUUACAGAAGCUAUGGAAAUCAAAGCUAAAAGACAUGAAGAACAGCAGCGAGAAUUGGAAGAGGAGGAAGAAAAUUCGGAUGAAGAUGAGCUGGAUUCCCACACCAUGGUGAAGACUAGUUCUGAGAGUGUGGGCACAAUGCGGGCCACAAGCACGAUGAGUGAAGGGGCACAGACCAUGAUUGAACAUAAUAGCACCAUGUUAGAAUCUGACUUGGGGACCAUGGUUAUAAACAGUGAGGAUGAGGAAGAAGAAGAUGGAACUAUGAAAAGAAAUGCAACUUCACCACAAGUACAAAGACCGUCUUUCAUGGACUACUUUGAUAAGCAGGACUUCAAGAAUAAGAGUCACGAAAACUGUAAUCAGAACAUGCAUGAACCCUUUCCUAUGUCCAAAAAUGUUUUUCCUGAUAACUGGAAAGUUCCUCAAGAUGGAGACUUUGACUUUUUAAAAAAUCUAAGUUUAGAAGAACUACAGAUGCGGUUAAAAGCACUGGACCCUAUGAUGGAACGAGAAAUAGAGGAACUUCGUCAAAGAUACACUGCGAAAAGACAGCCCAUUCUGGAUGCAAUGGAUGCGAAGAAAAGAAGGCAGCAAAACUUCUGAGUCUGAUAACUAAACUGAAUCAAAC
Messenger RNA from Lemur catta (Ring-tailed lemur), 1692 nucleotides. RefSeq names its product serine/threonine-protein kinase 3-like. The transcript is spliced from 2 exons. The coding region runs from base 150 to 1667 and encodes 505 amino acids. Gene Ontology annotation, molecular function: protein serine/threonine kinase activity; ATP binding. Gene Ontology annotation, cellular component: cytoplasm. The record is from RefSeq and is a predicted model, not a curated record. NCBI's taxonomy places the organism in Eukaryota, Metazoa, Chordata, Mammalia, Primates, Lemuridae. Gene Ontology annotation, biological process: regulation of MAPK cascade; intracellular signal transduction; protein tetramerization.